AUGGAUCUGAUUUGUGAUGUGCUACGCAUGAAAUUAAGAGGACAUCAACAUCGCCUUCUGUAUUUUGAUAAAGAGUUGAAAUAUUUACAGGACCUUAUCACAUCCACAGUUUCAAAAGGUGAAAGUAGCUCUAUAUUGAUAAUUGGUAGAAGAGGUGUUGGUAAACAUCAUCUAAUCAAAGAAGCAAUAAAGAAAGCAAGAGAAAACUCAAAUAUUGGCUCUGGGAUUUCUGAAGUUUACUUAAACGGUUUAAUUCAUACAGACGACCGUUCUGCAAUGAAAUCACUAGCUAAACAACUACAUAAUGAAGCCCUAUUAAAUAAUCUAGUCAAUUCAGACUGUAAUCCAGCUUCUGAUUUUCACAACAGUAUGAAAAAUUUGCCUUUUUCUCAACAGCUCAAUUUAUUCUUAAAUGAGGUCCGUCAAAAUCAUGAAACUCGAAAAGCUGUUCUAAUUGUCCUGAGUGAAUUUGAUCUUUUUGCUUUACAUCAUAAUCAGUUGUUGUUGUACAAUUUAUUCGAUUGUUGUCAAUCUCCUGAAUCUCGUAUUUGUAUCAUCGGACUAACAUGCCGUUUAGAUGUUAUGGAAUUAUUAGAAAAACGAGUUAAAUCAAGAUUCUCGCACCGUCAAAUUUAUCUUACAUCACCUGGAGCACCAAUUGAGAAUACUGAUUCCUAUGCAUCUGACAACAACGACAGUAACAAUAAUUCACGAUCUGAACCAUUUAAACGAUUUUGUGAAAUUUGUAAACACUUGUUAAGUGUUGAUAUUCAUGAUCUACCACCACAAUUAUCACCAUUAUUGUGUAAAUCUAACUCUAAAGGGUAUCAUGAAUUAGAGUUGUCAAUUAAAUCGUGGAAUCAUCAUAUUACAAAAUUAAUGGUUGAUGAAAUUGUAAUUGAUUCGUUAAGACAAGCAUGGUCUAUUUCAGUGAGCAUUAAACGUUUGGUCAAAUUGUUGAUUCCAAUAGUUGCUUCGCUUGGACCUGAACACGAUCGUAUUGAACCAGUGCAAUUUAUAGAAUCUUUAUGUACAUUACAACAAGAUUCAAAGCUCACUGCACUGAAGGGUUGUUCCGUAUUGGAGCUAUUUUUAAUAACUGCCAUGGUCAAACUUCAAGAUAUGAAUGAUGGAAAACCGGUUAACUUUGAGAGUUUGUAUUCUGAAUACUUAAAGUUUUGUCGUUCCAAUUGUCCUGGUCAUUUAUACGAUAAACCGGUUGUUAUGAAAGCAUUAGACAAUCUGAUUGACUUUGAACUGAUUAUAUCUGGUAAAGCUGCAAUCACUGCAUCCAUUGGUCUAUCGACCGCUGGAUCCAACAAUAAGGCCAUUUGGAGUUCAUCAUCUACUUUACCAAAUUAUCGUCCAUUAUUUUGUUAUGUAGACAGUGAUAUUCUCACCGCUUGUUUAGAUACUUAUCCGAAUUGUCCAGUUGAAUUGCGAUAUUGGAUACAUUCAAGGACGUUUUGA
Schistosoma curassoni is the source of this 1470-nucleotide messenger RNA. The record is from the annotation of a GenBank genome assembly. Lineage: Eukaryota; Metazoa; Platyhelminthes; Trematoda; Strigeidida; Schistosomatidae.